AUGAUUUUUGAAACUAUCGGCCCAAUUGCCAGCCUGAACACGGCGAAGUGUUUAAUGGCGGUAUAUGGGAUGCGGGCAGCGAUGUGCAGUAAACGUUGUGCGGAGUGCCGUCGACUCUGCUCAGGCACCAAACCAUAUCCCCCUCCUCAUGUCCACCAUACGUUACGUUCACGGGCGCGGUCCUCACAUUGUCGCCACCCCGGUUCAGACGACGGACACGUCAUUGACGCUAAGGAUCUCCCUGCCAUUCCGAGCCAGGGAAUCUGGGAGGGAGAACUAGAAGCAAGUGACCCGCCAUCCUCCCCUGGGCUGGGUCCUGCGCACGCACACGGGCAGAAAGGGCGCUACGUCGAUAUUGUAGAUCUGGCCAACAAGAUCAGCCAUUGGCCCCUCGCCGACAAAAUAUUCGGCGACCUGCAAGAACGACCCGGUUUCCCUCGGCUCUACGACACCUCCACUGUCCGCCUCAACAUUUCUUCACAGGACUGGCAAGCAACAAGGCAAUUCAUCCAAGACCAACCGUCACUACUACAUUGUCUAUCCUUUGUGUACAACCCGGCCAUGAGCAAUCUCACGGUAUACGGCCCAACAAGUCUGCACCAAUGGGUCAACAAUUGCUUGGCGGGUCAAGUCGGCGACGCUGCCGUCGUCUCGCCCUCCCAAGUCAUUCGCAUGGACGGGGCGCGCGGACUUCUCACCGCCAACGUAGCACACAUCCCGGACGCCGUGAUGACUGUGUCCACAUCGAAGAAACUAUCGCCAACCCGUUUAAUCCACAUCUCUCGCGACACGUACGUGAACGAGACAUCGUACACCCAGAUCCUCAAGAAGGUGCUGCCACAGAUCCACACCACAAUGUGCGUGAAGCACAAAAGGGGUCCUCUUCUGUUCACCGUGAUCAACUUAGAAGAACUCGCCUACAUCGACCCUGAUGAAGAGAAUUCGCAGCCGGACGAGGACGGCUUUGUAGCGGGAGGCGGCAUGGUGACGACAUCUGUCUACCGGCUGGAAGCGCGGAGACCAGAGGAUCGGGCCGAUCUGGAGGUUUGCCUCAGAAGGUUUUGGGAGAAGAAGGACUGGCAGAUUUGGAACUAUUGCGUGCCCGUCCAACACAGAUACAUCGCCGGGUCGACAGUCGCUGAAUUGCACGAUCACGUCGUCAACAAGACAAACGACGCACCCCUCAUACAUCGCUUGGAGAACGAGGCACGAGACACGCCGAACUUCUCGCUGCCAGCCAUCCCCGACCCCAUCCCUAAACUAGUCGACGACAUUCAAAUCGCCGCGUACCAGCUGGCGGUGGACAAAUGGAACAAUAGCAACUACCGCGUUGACGACAACCUCCCGGAGGAUGCGCUCAAAGGUGCCGAUGAGCGAGCCAUGAUCCUGGAGGUUGCUAAGUGUCUGAAAUGCCGUCUCGACGGACCUCUGUCGUCCGGGGAGGACGAUAUCAUCGCGAACUUCAACAAGAGGAGGCGCGCGAACACGCUGCCGCUGCAGACGGAGUCCGUCCUGUUGCAGGAUGAUACGUCGCAGGAGACCCUCGUCACGGACAGGGUGCACAGCGACGACUCGGCCAACACUUCUGCUAAUACCUCUUUUGAGUCGCAGAGCGGGCAGAGCAGUCACUCCGCCCACAGCUCCUACGACGAUGACGACAACCUGCGCACAGCCGACAUCCUCUCACUCGCCACCGGCCGUGAGCUGAGGAGCGAGACUCGGCGGCGUUCUAUGAUCACUCCACUUUCCGUCGAUGAAACUGAACAGCAGAAUCUGAUUGCGCUGCUUGAAAGCAUACCCAACCUCAAUCAAGUCUUGCAGGACUUGCUGGCACGGUUACAAAGCAACGGGUACAUUCCUAGGGAAAAAUCGAGUCAGUCAGGUUCAUACCACAGUAACCCUAGAAUCAUCAGCACUGAGCAUGGAGAACACAGUCUCCUCCUCUCAGCUGUCUGUUGA
Messenger RNA from Fomitopsis serialis, 1959 nucleotides. RefSeq lists its product as uncharacterized. NCBI's taxonomy places the organism in Eukaryota, Fungi, Basidiomycota, Agaricomycetes, Polyporales, Fomitopsidaceae. The record is from RefSeq and is a predicted model, not a curated record. The transcript has 11 exons. The coding region runs from base 1 to 1959 and encodes 652 amino acids.